Molecule: messenger RNA, 2588 nt
Organism: Neurospora crassa OR74A
Lineage: Eukaryota; Fungi; Ascomycota; Sordariomycetes; Sordariales; Sordariaceae
Product: WD repeat containing protein 23
Exons: 3
Coding region: 273-2306 (677 amino acids)
Biological process (GO): proteasome-mediated ubiquitin-dependent protein catabolic process
Cellular component (GO): Cul4-RING E3 ubiquitin ligase complex
Molecular function (GO): protein binding
Source: RefSeq, a predicted model, not a curated record
CCGACUAUCGCUGUUGCUGAACUAAGCAAGCCGAUUUCCCCUCUAUCAAUCUGAUCCCUCCCCGAUCGACGUCCUUUGUAAAUGUGACCUUCCGUCUCACUAUUCUCUGGUGAACUAUAGCCCAUACUCCAUUAUUGUCGUGGCGAUUUCAAGCGACACUAAUGACUACAUCCGUCUCGCUAUCCCCGUCAUAAGACUCCCAUAGCAACUCGGUAUCAUCGCUUAUCACUCAAACGUCAAAAAGGGUUCCGCUCCCAAACACACAGGAAACCAUGAGCAGCAGCCCGAUAAGACAACCGCCCGAGGGGGGUAAUGGAAGCGAUGCCGCGUUUGAGAGCUCACAUGAAGGUGCGCCCGGGAAUGUGGGAAGUGGUGAAUAUGAUGCAGAGCACCACGAACAUGGGGAACCGGACGACGCCGGAUACUUGUACCACCCGGCGCAAGAACAUGCAGACUCAGCCGAGGGCGAACACGAUGAUGAAGACGAUGAUUAUGACAACGAGGAUGAGCACGAUGACGAAGACGAUGAAGAUGACGAAGACUAUUUCGAUGGGAGUGGUGGUCUUGAGUUUGAGUUGGUUAUUGACGAACUAGCACCGGGCGCCCAUGAUGAUGGAGAGGACGACGAUGAUGAUCUCAAUGGCGCUGGAAAUGCACUCGAGAGGAGGAUUCUUCAGAUAAUACGUGGAGGCGGCGGUCGUGCUCACCUAGGUUCACAACAACUGUUGGCGCUUAUCCAAGGUCAUCAUAUGGGUGACAUUGACGACGAUGACAGCUACUGGGAACCGCCCAGACGGAUGAGACCGGGCUAUGUUCCCGCCUUUCCCAAAGUACCCAGUGAGCAAGGUCAGAAGCUCAUGGAAUCCGGUGUUUUCGGCGCCUUUGAUCUCAGGGAGCCAGAUAGCAAGAAGAAAAGACUUACUCGGCGGUUACUGGAUCGGGAGUUGGGCCUGGGGGAUAAGACAGCGCAAAAAACCAACCUGGCUCUUAUGGCUCAACAAAUGAUUCCCUCAUCGAAGCCCGAGAUGGUCAUCCAUUACGAUGAUCCCGUGUGCUGCGGCCAGUUCUCCGAUGAUGGCAACUUCUUUUACGCCUGUGUCAAGGACUUCAAAGUACGCAUGUACGACACUUCUAACCCGUACAACUGGAAGCACUACAAGACAGUUCGAUACCCCUUUGGUCAAUGGACUCUUACAGAUGCGGACCUAAGUCCUGACAACAAGUGGCUUGCAUAUACAUCCCUGACAAGCCAAGUUUGCUUCGCCCCCACGGAUCCCAAUGACACAGGUGACCCCUAUACGCUUGAUCUUGCCGGUGGAAUGGUACGUCAAGGCUGGAGGGAUGCCUUUCCCAUCUUCUCCAUCCGCUUUUCGGGCGACGGACGGACCCUUGUGGCGGGCACAGGUGCCGAUUCCAUAGUUGUCUACGACAUAGAGCGCCGAGAGCCUCUUUACAACGUGGAGGGCCACGAUAACGAUGUAAACGCCGUUUGCUUUGCCGACAAGCAAUCCCCACACAUUCUCUACUCCGGGUCGGACGACUGCACCAUCAAAGUAUGGGACACCCGCAGCAUGUCCUCCCGUCGUGAGGCGGGUGCAUUCGUCGGCCACAUGGAAGGCCUCACAUACAUCGACAGCAAAGGUGACGGGCGCUACAUCCUCAGCAAUGGCAAAGAUCAAUCCAUGAAGCUAUGGGAUCUCCGCAAGGCCAUGUCCACAGCCCGCGUGGAAGAGCUUGACGCGACCAGACCUACCGCCAGACGCCGGUAUCAGUUCGAUUACCGUUUUGCAGAGUAUCACGACUACAUGUGGCAGCCGCACCCGCACGAUAACUCGCUGGUCACGUUCAGGGGACACAAAGUGCAGAGAACACUGAUCCGGUGCCACUUCUCGCCUCCUGGUAGCACCAACUCGCGCUAUGUCUACUCGGGGUCCUACGAUGGGUUCGUGUAUGUCUGGAACCUGGACGCAACCAUUGCGGCGAAGAUCGAUGUUAAGAGCGUCACCGAGGGUCUCAGAAUUCCUGGAUACUCGCCAGCAACGACGAGGAGAGAGUGGAUGACGCUUGUUAGGGAUGUGGGUUGGCAUCCUAAUGCGCCGCUGCUUGUUGCGUCGUCAUGGAACGGACCUACGAUGAAUGCUGGAACGGCGACCUUGCAUUCUUACAACGAGAGCGAUUCUGACGAGGCCGAGCCGGGAAUGGGCUUGUCGGUUAACGAAAAGAUACAACCGGACGAGGGCUUGUUCAACUGGCGUGGGUUGCGAGGGUUUGUGGAUGAUGAUGAUGAUGACGAUGACUUCUUCUGAUUGGGGAUGCGGUAGUGCUCCACAUGAUGUUUCGCUGGUUAGCUUUGGAAGCAAUCCGUACCCCCGACGGAAAUAUGCCUUGAAUUGAGAGGAGCACUUCCCACCGGUAUUCUCGGUUUCCAUAGCUGGGUUUGAUGAUGGAGUGGUACUCGAGGGAUGGGUAACAUUGUGUACAACGUCUAGCCUUCUGAUCCGAGAUGUAAUUAAUCAAAGAGUACACGACGGCCAGGAUGUUAAGGAAACUCCAGACAGUCUAUACAGACAAACGAGCGUAAUCAUCGU